UUAACUUGCCGUUUAUUCUGUUACGGUUGAUCUAUUGCGAGAUCAUGUUGGAUUUUAAAGCUUUUCUGCUGUGUGGAUAAUGGCUGGACCUGUCCCAAAAACGGCGUAUGUGUACGGAUAUGGAGAAAGGGAUUUUGUUGUUAUGUUUUGUCAGUGAUUCACUUUGCGGUUCACUAGCCGGCCGGGUUUGCAUCCAAGGGCGUUCUAAUUUGGUGGUCGACAUGGGUGGGAUUUGUUGGCCGGUGUUCGGUGAAGAUCGGAGGAAAGGAAUGAAUGGGAGCAGGGUCGAGAGCAGGUGUACAAGUAUUGCAUGGAAGGGCAUAGGAAAUUAUGGUCUCCUUAACGAUUUGCGCGUUCCAUGUCAUGUUCUUGGACAAUACAACUUUCUCGACCCGUGCUGCGGAUAUGGACCUAGCAGUUGCUGUCGGGCCAGGGCAGCGAGCCAUUUUUCAACCAGCUUGAGCUCAGAAAGCAAGACGAAGCCGUCUUGCGCUUUACCUGUCCUAGAAUACGGAUAGGGCGUACAUCAGGAUGAGGAUCUACAGAUCGUAUCGCUUGUUCAACGCUGCAACGCGGAGGCAAGGCUGCCCGGAAAACCGGGGGCUGAGCAAGCCGGGCUUCGUGGCUUGAAGCUUUAAGAGACACUGGUGAAGUUGCCGGCAUGCCGU
Parathielavia appendiculata is the source of this 668-nucleotide messenger RNA. RefSeq lists its product as uncharacterized. The transcript has 3 exons. The record is from RefSeq and is a predicted model, not a curated record. Lineage: Eukaryota; Fungi; Ascomycota; Sordariomycetes; Sordariales; Chaetomiaceae. Bases 108 to 518 code for a protein of 136 amino acids.